UCCCAAGUCAUUACAAUCAAAACCCUAACAUCAGGAACUAGGGUUCUUCAUACCCAAGUGAGAGAGAGGUUCUACUCCAUAGAGAGAGAAAGGAAAACAGAAAUCAGAGUAGUCAUACUCAUAAAGAUGAGGAAAAUCUGCUCUGGGAUGUCAAUCUUCACUCCUAGGGACGCAAUCCGGGCUUCAAUGAUGAGAAAUCCACUCCAAGAUAGCUCCUAGGGUUUGUUCUUCGCUCUUUCUCUCUCUAAAACUCUGUUUUUGCCCAGAAAAUCCGAUUCCCUCUCUUUGGCUCGAAUCUGCCUUCAAAAGG
Messenger RNA from Linum tenue, 310 nucleotides. Lineage: Eukaryota; Viridiplantae; Streptophyta; Magnoliopsida; Malpighiales; Linaceae. The record is from the annotation of a GenBank genome assembly.